AUGGCGUCAUCUUCAGUGGUCGUUCAAGGUAUGCAGCAGUGCCCGGAGCCAGGCCGGUUCGUGGCAAUGGCACCAUGGGGGUUCUCAGGCCUCCAAAAAUCACCUUCACCCUCGGACCCUCAUCCAGAGGAGCAAGAAGCGUUUGCGACUGAUGACGGAGAAGCUGAAACGCAGAACGCUGAAAACGGCGGCUGGAGUUUCCUCCAAUCCAUUAUCUCCAAAACUGACACAAACGCUGUUUACGUUCACCCUCUCGCCAACUCUGCGAAACUCAGCAAGAGAAGCUUAGAGAUGUGCACAGAAGGUCUUGGGAGCGAGACGGGCCACUGUCCGAUGGGGAGCUCCGAGGAAAUGUCAUUGUUUUCGCCCGAAACUCACCCCAAGAAGGAAGCUUUAAGGCGGAGGACUGGAGAGAGAGCGUUAACGGGAAAAGGGUCGAACCGAGUAGAAGCUCGUUUUCCUCCCACGAUUAGAAGUUCGGGAGAUGGCGUGAGAGUGAAGCCACGCAGAGAAGGCGGUCGACUUGUUCUUGAAGCAGUGAGCGUUUCGUCUUCUAUUUCUGGAUUUCACGUGGAGAGAAACGAAGGUAGGCUUAGGCUUUGUCUCCUUAGAGACUCGGAAGAGGGAUACGAUAAAAGUUAUGGGGCCUGA
Molecule: messenger RNA, 651 nt
Organism: Tarenaya hassleriana
Lineage: Eukaryota; Viridiplantae; Streptophyta; Magnoliopsida; Brassicales; Cleomaceae
Product: protein FANTASTIC FOUR 1-like
Exons: 1
Coding region: 1-651 (216 amino acids)
Source: RefSeq, a predicted model, not a curated record